Molecule: messenger RNA, 1243 nt
Organism: Anastrepha ludens (Mexican fruit fly)
Lineage: Eukaryota; Metazoa; Arthropoda; Insecta; Diptera; Tephritidae
Exons: 4
Coding region: 90-611 (173 amino acids)
Biological process (GO): sleep; regulation of synaptic transmission, cholinergic; positive regulation of voltage-gated potassium channel activity
Source: RefSeq, a predicted model, not a curated record
GUUAGUUAUAACUGCUAAUAUCUCAUCCAGAUAUUGAAAAUUAUAUUUUUCUUUUUAAUCGUAUUUUAAUAUUCUUAAUCAUAAGUGCAAUGGUCGGGAAGUCCUAUAUCAGCGUCGAAUUUAUAAGUCUGGCUACUUUAGUGUUAAUCAUUUUAUCAUUAACAGAUUCCUGUAUGGCGAUAAAAUGUUUCAAGUGCAGCGUUACAUCGGAAAAAAUUAUUUUACGAAACGUAACAGUUUUCACACCAAUGUGUACGAAAUUUGACGAGUCCGAAGAAUUCAUAACCGACUGCCCAUUUUCAACAAUGUGCCUUAAAACAAUAUCAACACUUCAUUUGCAACACGAAAUGCAAGAUACUAUUACGAGAGGCUGCGCUAACCAAAAAGACACUACACAGGUUUUUAAAAACCGUCAAUGGCAACAAGAACAUUCGGUCCAAGAAGUUUACGAUGAAGGGUGUAUUGAGUUUAAGGAAAAUCAUUUGUCCGCCUCGGGAAAAACAUACUGCUACUGCCGUGGUGAUCUAUGUAACUCAGGACCUCGGGAAAUCUAUGCUGAUCGCGUAUUAUUAAUGAUAUACUUUAUUUUAUUUUCCUUUUUGUUCCUUUAGUAUAAAAUUAAGGGUUUAUUAAGACUUUCCCUAUGUGUUCUCUUGAAAUUAUACGUAAAUCGACCAUUAAGAAAAUACGUAAAUACAUUAAUAUAAUGUAUAAUUUUAUGCAUAUAUGUAAUUCGUUUACCAUAAAGACUCUGUAACUCUAAGAGCUCAUUUAGCCAAUACUUGGACAUCAUUUUACGUAACUCAGGUCAACCUACCAGCACCAGGUGUUUCUGCUUCAACUUGAUUAAGAAGAUAUAGAGAGCUGUAGGUUUUAUAUUCCUAAGUUAUGUUUUUUUAAAAUUGAAAACCGCGCGGGAAUCGAGCUGCCAAUAAACAACUAAUAAGGCUGUGGAAUCGUGAUGACAUGCUGAGUAACAAUUUUUAAGUUUCUGCGAAAUCUAAGUUUUGGCUAACAGAGGUCUUAGAUUCCUAAGUUAUGUAUUUUACGUAAAUUCAGAGCUGUGAGAGAAUUAAUCUAUCAUAUAAUACACAUAUUUUGCAUUAUUGCUUCAAAUACAUACACCAUGUUAAAUAUAUUUUUCGUACAAAUGUAAAACAUAUGGAAAUGUGUCAAAGCAAACAAAUAAGCAAAAUAAAACAAUGUAAACAUGGACGAUGAAAAAUAUCGCUGGUGCAAUCGC